AUGCAUUCUGGGAUAUCGGCCGGCCAGAAAGAACUCAGGACUUACCAGGAAGGUCAAUACAUUUCCAUCACCACAGACGGUGUCUUUUCCUACUGGUCUGACACAUUUGAGAAUCGAUUGAGAUUUCUUGAACAAAAACAAAAGUCAAUUAAAUUAUCGCAUAAGAAAAUGAAAGUAAAUGGCAUGGCGUACAUCAAAGAACUCAAACAGGUGGCUGUCGCCUCUUCUGAAGGUAAAGUGUUAUUCUAUUCUUUCCAUGAAUUGCCAACGCUGUUUGAAAUCAAGCACGCUUUAAUCGUGGAGGACUUCAACGCAGUUUGUGCCAUAAACUACAGCUCCAAUGGCACUAAAGGAGUGUUGUCCUUUGGAAAUGAACAAGGUCAUUUGUAUGUGCUUGUCUCCGAAAAUAUCAAUACAAAUGGCCUCUUUAGCCCAGACUCGUUCGAGAAAAUCUCAAAAGAGGAUUAUCCAACUCUUUAUGUUUCAACCCUGUUGAAGAAAAACUCAAAACAAUUCCAAUGUUCAAAAACCCACAUCUUCAAGGACAUCUUCACUGAAAUCAAAUACUUUCCAGCAAUUGAGUCAUUGGGUAUCUGCGGUCGUACAUCCAAGAUAAUGGUCAUUGCUGCCAUGCCCGAGUCACACAGAGGUAGAUUCACGAAAACUGUCUUUGAGAGCCCUGCAAAUAAGGAGUUUUUCACCUGUGUUGAAUACUCUCCUUUAAACCAGAGUUUGUUGACUGGUGGUACAGAUGGCUUGUUGCGGGAGUGGUAUGUUUUUAAGCCUAAGGUGUGCAAAAAAUCAUUGAAAGGACAAGGCAAACCCAUCACUCACAUUGAGUAUAAUCCAAAAGAUGAAUAUUUUGUCACUUUAUCUAAGGACAAGACUAUUUGUUUGUGGUCUGAGAGAAGUUUGCUGCUUUUGGAAAGCUUCCAGGUUGAAGACAUGAACAUUACCCCUAUUGCCACUUUGUGUUAUAACAAUUACAACAAUGAGUUGGUCCUAGCCAACACUGACAUAGGAACAUGUCUAGGAAGAGGGACAGAUGCUUUUCAUAAUGCAUUACUAUCUCAUGAUAAGCCCUUGUGCAGUGCUCUCUAUCACAGUAUUUACAAUCAGAUGGUCUCUGUUUGCCGAGAUGGUAUGGUGAAGGUAUGGGACAUCUUAACAGGAAAGCUUGAAUUAAAGUUCAAACUAACUCCAGAUAAGCAUGUGGGGCACAGUUUCAUUGCAUUUGAUGGACCCAAGCGCAGACUAAUCACAAGUUCUCAGGAUGGGAAAUUGAGAUUGUGGAAUUUUAGCAGCGCAACAUUGCUUGAAGUUCUUCCAGUUACCUUACCAGAGGAGGUGACAGGUAUUGUCACCUAUGACAACAGGUUGUUUGUGUCGAUAAGGAACUCCAAGAUCAUUUAUGACCUGGAUAUGGACGGUGAGAGCAACAACUUUUUGAGUCACCCAUAUUUAGAGGACAUUUCCUCAAUGGAUGUACAUGAAAACACUUUGAUUACUGCCUCCAGCAAUGGAUAUAUCGCUAUCUGGAAUGUUGAUGAGAAAGAGGUUAUAUGCUUGAUUAAUGAAAGUAAGAGUCCACGUAUACACAUGCCAGGCCGGAAAGAAAAAGGUGUGACAGGGUGUCUGGUUAAUGGGGGAAAAGAAAGAAGAUCUCGGAAAAAACCCAGCACUAAGAUGAAAGCCAAACCACUUAUUCUAUGUCUGAAGGAAAGGGAGUUCAACGUGUACACAGCCACACUGUUGACUUCUGCAGAUGGCUACAUAUGUGCCUGGUCUGUUAACGUCAACGGAGGUUUGUUAGGAAAGUUCAGGGCAGUGGAUAAGGAAGGUGCUUUCAUUACCACAAUGACGACGGACAUCAAUGAAAAGAUAUUGCUCACUGGGGAUAGCACUGGCAAGAUUUGUCAGUGGGACAUUCACACAUUUUGCUCAACAAAGGCAACAACCAAAGGGCCAUUUCAGGUGUUACACGGGUGGCACACAUCAUUGGCUCAACCUCCUCUGUUGGGCUCGUGGAAAUGUCAUGAUACAGAGGUGGUGAGUGUUAAUUUUGACAUCAGUGGUAAAGAGAUAAUCACUGCUGGAGACAGCCAUCUCCAACUAUGGAAAAACAAAGGCUCCCACAUAGGCCUCUUUGGGAAAGACUUUUGGGAGGAAGCCGACCAGGUGGAGGCCGACCAGGUGGAGGCCGACCAGGUGGCGCUGACCUGA
Molecule: messenger RNA, 2223 nt
Organism: Pseudoliparis swirei
Lineage: Eukaryota; Metazoa; Chordata; Actinopteri; Perciformes; Liparidae
Product: WD repeat-containing protein on Y chromosome-like
Molecular function (GO): protein binding
Source: RefSeq, a predicted model, not a curated record